UAUGCGGAUUCUGUUCCGAUGUAAGCUUCUCUUCCAAGCGCAGAUUCACCGCUGGAAGAUAAGGCAAUUCUGCCUCGAUCUGGUAAAGCGAUGCACGAACUGGACACGCCCUGCUGAAGACUAAAAGCGCCAUUGCAUCGGCCAGACCGACCUCACUUUGCCAAGCUGGCACUUGAGAAGCCACGAGGCUGCUUGCCCGUUGACCUUCGAGGACUGCUAAUCUAUUGUACCAUGCUGACUCUGAUCAUUUUUGCGGCAUCGCUGGCGGCGGCUUUUUACCAGUUCAUCGUCCAGCCGCUGUACCUGGACAGACUGAGCAAGAUCCCGGGACCCAAACUAUACGCCCUGACUAAAUGGCGACUGGCCCUCGAGGAAUGGCGAGGCGCUCGAACCCGGACUAUCGACGCUCUACACAAUCAGUACGGACCUGUGAUCCGCAUAGGACCGAAUGAGAUCCAUUGCAACAGCUUGGCAGCUCUGCGAACCAUCUACGGAGCCGGCAGUGGAUAUGGACGGACUUCUUUCUAUCGGAUGUUCGAUGCCUAUGGAAAGCAGAAUCUCUUCACUUUCUACUCGAACAAGGCGCACGGAGACCGCAAGAAGUUGGUCGCCAAUGCUUACUCCAAGUCUGUCAUUCUCAAAGGGCCCACGGCCAGCUUGGUGCGGGAGAAGGUCUCGCAGUACAUGUCUCUGAUCGAAGAGGGCGGUACUAAGCCUCAUGAGAUCUUCAGCAGUCUCCACUACUACUCCAUUGAUAGCAUUACGCACUUCCUCUAUGGUUCCAAGUUUGGGGGGACAUCAGCUUUGACAGGGAGUACAGCGGACCGCAAACUUCUCCAGGACAUUCUCGAUCCUACUCGUCGCCGCUUGAGCUGGUUCGCUGUCCACCUGCCCGCUCUGACUAAGUGGCUAUAUACACGGACCGGGUCCAUGGAGAGGCUCGUGAAGCCGCUGCUACCUAUGCAAAAACCUGCCACGUACAGCGGCAUCCGGAAACAUGCGCUGGACGCAUACUGGGGAUUUGAGAAAGCAGCUACCGCGGAGCCUUCGGCCACUCUUGCGGACCCAACGAUCAUCACGCAGCUCUGGAAGUCACACGAGAGGGUCAAAGCAUCUGGUGCAGGUGCUUUAGACUCGCUCGACAUCGCCUCCGAGUGUGCAGAUCAUCUACUCGCUGGCAUCGACACCACCGCUGAUUCUCUGAUGUUUCUUGUAUGGGCAGUCUCAAGGCCACAGCAUGAAGCACUUCAGCGUCGCUUGAUCGACGAACUUCGAUCGCUGCCAGAAGACGAGCUGGAAGACGGCGUGCCCAAGCUAGAGACCCUCGAUACGUUGCCGGUCUUGAACGCGGUCAUCAAGGAGACUCUACGGCUUUAUUCUCCACUGCCUGCUUCAGAACCUCGCUCGCUGGGUGUGGAUCGUACUGUAGACGGCUACGAUAUCCCAGCCGGAACGACCAUCAGCAUGUCACCAUACUCGCUGCAUCGCAACGAGGAGGUGUUCAAAGAUCCAUUGACAUUCAACCCUGAUCGCUGGUUGAACAGCUCGCUUGAGGAAGUGGCCGAGAUGAAUCGCUGGUUCUGGGCAUUUUCGUCGGGCGGGAGGAUGUGCAUUGGACUGCACCUCGCCAUGGCUGAAAUGACAGCUUUGGUGGCUGCUGUGUAUCGCGAGUACACGACUUCGAUCGCACCAGGUUUUGAGAACAAGACUCCUGCGAUCACGUCGAGGUUCGAGAUGUUCUAUGAUGUGACGGUGCCGGAGAUUGCGGAGCAUGAGUGCAUGAUUACGUUCGAGCGGCAUUGA
Messenger RNA from Zymoseptoria tritici IPO323, 1803 nucleotides. RefSeq names its product putative P450 monooxygenase (gene CYP-1). The record is from RefSeq and is a predicted model, not a curated record. NCBI's taxonomy places the organism in Eukaryota, Fungi, Ascomycota, Dothideomycetes, Mycosphaerellales, Mycosphaerellaceae. Bases 232 to 1803 code for a protein of 523 amino acids. Gene Ontology annotation, molecular function: heme binding; monooxygenase activity; iron ion binding. The transcript has 2 exons.